This is a messenger RNA of Tetranychus urticae (two-spotted spider mite), 1378 nucleotides long. RefSeq names its product cyclin-dependent kinase 2. Gene Ontology annotation, biological process: G1/S transition of mitotic cell cycle; regulation of G2/M transition of mitotic cell cycle; signal transduction. The record is from RefSeq and is a predicted model, not a curated record. Gene Ontology annotation, molecular function: ATP binding; cyclin binding; cyclin-dependent protein serine/threonine kinase activity. NCBI's taxonomy places the organism in Eukaryota, Metazoa, Arthropoda, Arachnida, Trombidiformes, Tetranychidae. Gene Ontology annotation, cellular component: nucleus; cyclin-dependent protein kinase holoenzyme complex; cytoplasm.
GAGAGAAAGAAACAAACUUUUCCCGCUUUCUUUGAGCCUCUCUUUCACUCUCUCUUUCUGUGUUUUUGAGGCUAGGAAAUUGAUAGAUUAAUCAGCACUUUGGGUUUAUAUCGUCAUGUUAAUCAACAAACGAGAUGGAAGGUAAAAAUAUAAAAGACAAUUUUGAUAAAGUGGAAAAGAUUGGCGAAGGAUCCUAUGGUGUUGUUUACAAAGCAAGACAUCGAAUCAGUGGUGACCUAGUUGCAUUGAAAAGGAUUCCUUUGGAUAUUGAAUCUGAAGGUGUACCCAGUACUGCCAUAAGAGAAAUCGCAUUGCUUCGAGAGCUCAACCAUCCUAAUGUAGUCAGACUACUGGACGUUAUUCACAGUGACAAAAAUCUUUACCUUGUUUUUGAGUAUCUGAAUCAAGAUUUGAAAAAGCUACUAGACGAAAGCGAGACUGGCUUAGAGAAAAGUUUGGUUAAAAGUUACCUCUGGCAGCUUCUGCAAGGAAUCGCUCACUGUCACACCCAGCGAGUCUUGCAUCGUGAUCUCAAACCUCAAAAUCUUCUCAUUGAUGACGCUGGUAACAUUAAAUUAGCUGAUUUUGGUCUGGCCCGAUCAAUUAGUUUACCUAUUCGAGGCUAUACACACGAAGUAGUCACUCUGUGGUAUAGAGCACCCGAAAUAUUACUCGGAUCGUCUGUAUAUGGUCCAGCUGUUGAUAUUUGGGCAAUAGGGUGUAUUUUUGCCGAAAUGUAUACAAAAAAAGCUUUAUUUCCGGGAGACUCUGAAAUUGAUCAAUUAUUUAGAAUCUUUCGAACUCUCGGCACUCCUAGUGAAAAGACUUGGCCUGGAGUAGAAAAGUUACCAGAUUUCAAAAAAACUUUCCCUCAGUGGGCUAGACAAGAUUUAUUCCGUUUUUUACCUCCGAUGGAUAAAGAUGCUAUUGAUCUUUUGACUAAUCUUCUCAAAUAUGAUCCAAACAAAAGACUUUCUGCUCGAAAAGCAUUAACUCAUAAGUAUUUCAAAGAUGUUACCAUCAAGCCAUUAUCACGAAAUCUGCAUUGAGUAUUGGAAAAAAUUUCACCUUUCGUGUUUGUGCAAAUUAUCGAAAUCAAAUUUAUGAAGUGAUUUAUCAAUUAUUCUGAAGUUUGAAUCAUUUUCAGCAUUGAUGUGAUCAAUUUAAAAACAGCAAUUUUAUUCGCUUUGUCUUCCACAUUCCGUUCAACCAAGACUGAUUAGCUUUAUUUAUGACAUUUGAAGACUAUUUGUGAGUUUGACUCACUAAGUUCACUUCCAUUUCAUACACUUAGCUGUUGCUACAAAAGUGAAUUAUUGAAGUCAAAUUGAAAUCAAAUGACAAUGAAUAAAAUUGAGUCAUCAUACAGAUUCAAUCA